UCACCAUUGAAAAGUUAACCACCAUUUGUUUUGUGUCUCGAGUUAAGAGAUAUAACAUGAAUAUUAUUGUAGAAGGUUUUUUUUCGCAGGGUUUCAUUUCCGGUGUUCUCCGGGUACCAUGUUUAAUAGGACGUUCUACUCCGGAUGGAAGUUUGACUUGAAACCUGAGAAAUUCCCCGGUAGACGGGGAACGUAUUGAACCUCGGACUAUGUGCGCGCGUCUCUACCGUCUGUGCGCGUAUCCUGACCGGACAGUUGAAUCUAAGAUGUGUGCGCGUGAAGACGCGAAGAGUGAGCGCCCUUUUACAAUAUUAUGUGACAUUUGAUGGGAUAAUUUUACAAGAUAUAUAACACGCAAACACUAGAUUAGAAACAGAGAAAAACAAAACUUGCAAUCUUGCAAAUCUGUCCGGGUUUAAAGAUUUAGUCACUUUUGGAACAUUGUAAACAUUGAAAGGGCUAUAUUAGAAAAAUAUUCUCCGAAAGAAAAGAACUUUGUUUAUAAUUCAAAAGAGCAAAAACCAGUGACCAGUAGCUCAGGACUAAGACCUAGAUUGCUUUUCUUAUGAAUUUCAGUUUGCCCGAGGCAGGGAUGUGUGAGAAACUAGGACUAACUCUCCUAUUGUAAAAAGCGAUGUGUUAAAUAACUGAGAAAUAAAGGAUUUCCCGACCUAACUUUUUACUCCUCUCUGUAAAAUAUCUUACGAGAAAUCAACAAAACUCUGUCACGAUAUUUUGUCUCCGGAGGGUUUCCUAAGUUGCUCCCUGACCCGAACCUGUCGAGAGUUGCUCCCUGACCUGAACCCUGUCAGAAGUUCUUCGUGAUCCGUCCCACCAGGGAACCGAGUCAUCAACAUUCUAAAUAGUCGUUUUAAAUGACUCUGGACAUUUAACCAAGACGAGGAUGAACCGAAUGGCUCCCCACUACUAUGCUCCCCCUGUCCCCCCUCCGCUCCCUAGAAAGGGAAUUCUCAUGCUCCCUCCUCCACCCCCUCCAAUGUCAAGUAUUCCUCGUGCUCCAGGCUCCAUGGAUCCUCUCCUUGCUAAAAGCUCCACCUGGAGUUAUAAACCUGGUUUUGGAAACCCGGCCAAUCUGAUCCCAAUGGGAAGUGGAGAACGAAUUCGUCCUGAGAAAAUUAAUAGACGAGGUUUGCAUUCUCUCUCAACCUUUGAUUAUGAGGAGCUCGGAGCUCGCCCUGCCUCACAGAACACUGCUAGUGCAAUGACUAUAGCAGACGUAUCUCCUAGGUUAGCCUUACAGAGAAUCCUAAUGCUCUACGAGAACGGAGAUCACAGAGAAGCUGCAGCAUUUCUCCGCCGUCUUUCUCCGCCAACCUUCCGCCAGCUCCUCCCCCAGCUCCCUGCAGAUCUUUUCAUCGAAUCCAUGCCUCACUCUCUUCCAAUCCUGGAGGCAUUGUACGCUAAGCUGUUCCUUGCUGGAGAAACUAUCUGGCAUGAGACCAGAGCUGCAUCAAACCUGAGACCUGAGGCGGUAGUUUGGCAAAUGGUGAGAUUCUUUGCAUCCCAGGAGGAUGGACUCAUCGGUCAAAUGAGAUGGGAGUUCUGUGGUCCAUUUAUAUCCUCCUGUAAACGUCUGCUUAGUGUUUUAUUAUCAGCAGAACCAAAAGUGAGAAGGAUUCUUUUCGAACGAAAGAAAGCUCUACAAAAAGCAAUCGAAGGUUUAGGACAGCAUGGCAUGGUUGGAACCUCGGAUGAACGAUUGAUGAAUUUACAUGAUGCGCUCAAGCUUGAGUUCCAACAGGUUCAGAGGAGUUACACCAGUGCUCUGGAGCAACUGGAGAAUUUAUCCCUGGUGGUUGGGAAGGGAGCUAAGGGUCAGGUUGGACAGGGUAAAGCUCCAAUUGCUCAAAGUCAUCAAAGACAACUAUCUCUGAAAGCUGAUGAGAUCCAGGAGAGAUUAAUCAAGAACAAGACUCUCCUCAACGUGGUUGAACCCACCCUGGAGAACACGUCCCUCGAGGUUCUACUCGGUAUUCUCCAGCAGCGAAUAGAACUGGAUAAGGAAUGUAUGUUCCAGUUUACACAGCUCCGGAAAGAAGUCCGUCUGGUGGACGGACAAACCAGUGUUGCUCCGGUCCUUAUGCGCUACCAGAGAGGGUGUCAACAGGUACUGGAGCUAAUGCAGGAGGUUCGGGACGAAGGAGAAGACGAAGGACAGCACAGUGAUUUAUCUCCCUACCAGAGCGACUCGGACUCUGCUGUAAUGAUGUCUGGAAAUUCACCAUUCAUUUCGAAGUUGUUCAUUCCUCCAGUUCUUCUUUCCUCCAGGUAUAUAUUUAUACUUACUUCUCCUUCCCUAGUUCUUCAUUCCUCCAGUGGAGUUAGCUCUGGGUCUGGUAGUUCUGAUACAGCUAGUAACGAGGAUAAGAGCGAGAUCCCUGUUACAUCCUCUUCAUCCUCAUCCAACUCUACAAAGAGAAGAUCAGAGAACAGAUCCGUCCCGAGACCCAGACAUCUCAAACCAAAGAAAGAUAUUUACAAAUCCUCAUCAGUUUCUGGAAGUAUGAAGGGGGUGGUUUGCUCCAAGUGUGAGGAUGAGGAGGACGGAGAACCUGUGUAUCAGGGUAUACAUGAGAUCAAGAAGGAUCAGGAUGAAGAGAUGAGAAAACUAAAGGUAGAGAUAUCAAGACUCAAUGAGGAGCUAGGAAAAGCCAGGCAGACGGUUCACAGUCUCCAGGAGGACAUGGAGAAGAAGAAUGUUGGAACCCUAUCCUCUCCGGAGAAAAAGGCCGGGGUUCUAGUACGAAAAUACGGAGAACUGUACGCACAAACCCGACUGGACACCAUGGAUAGCUUAGAUCGUCUCCCUGAGCUGAACGGGUUGGAUGAUCUGAAGAGUAAACUUCUCUUCUCCGUUAUUGUUCUUUCCUUCCGUUCCGUAAACUCUACCGUGGACACGAAGAAAGAUCAGGUUCGGAGAAUCCUCCAGCUUCCCCCAACCCAGGAGCCCAGGGUUAAAGAAAUAGAAGUUGCUUUAACUACAUAUUUGCGCAGAGCCACGGAGACAUUUGAUCUGUCCAAGAAUGUUGAGGAGGUUUGUAACCAGAUCUGGGCAACCCUGUACGAUUAUCCCUCCCUAAAGUCCUGCGACGGAUUGAUCAGAUACAUCAAGGAGUGCGUCCGGACCGCCUGGGGGCUCAUCAAUCAGACUCCGAGUUACAGCAUUGAGUACGAGACCAGACGAUUCCGUCCUGAGUUCCAUGUUAGGUUUCAUAGUUCUAACCUCUCCAGUACCACAAUAUCAACCUACCUAUGGCCAGCACUACUAGAGACACUAUCUGGCAACUGUGUACAGAAAGGGGUUGUUAUCACAUAAACAGUUGUAAAAGGUACCUGGAGAAUAGAAAUAUUGUGAAACCAGAAAGAGGCAAAUAUUUGAACCUGAAGAAUAUAUCCAACCCUAGAUAGAUUUUAUCUAAACCCGGAUAGAAUAUAUCCAAACCCAGAGAGAUUAUAUUUAAAUCCGGAUAGAAUAUAUCCAAACCAAGAGAAAUUAUAUCUAAACCCGGAUAGAAUUUAUCCAAACCCAGAGUCAAGGUUAUAUCUAAACUCGGUUAGAAUUUAUCCAAACCCAGAGAGAUUUUAUCUAAACCCGGAUAGAAUUUAUCCAAACCCGGUGUGACGUGAUAAUCAGCCUGUGCGUAAAAUAAUGUCCGGGCUACUGCAUUUUUUGACACUUUCCCUGGACAUUAUUGAAUUAUAAAAGCAUUUUUAUACACUUUCUGUUUGUAAACUAUGUUGUUUAAUAAAUUUUUAAAUGUAGAAAUACUAGAAAAAAAUGUAAAAAACCAUGGCAUGUACCAUUUAUGUAACGUUGAUUCGCAAUGUCGUAAUAUUUAAAGGAAUCUAAAAACAGAUAUUGUUAAAUUUGUUGAUUCAGGCCCAAUACAGUAGCCCAGACAUUAUAUCACGCCCGGGCGGAUUCUCACGUCACACCGGAUAGAAUAUAUCUAAACCCGGAUGGAAUAUAUCUAAACCCGGAUAGAAUAUAUCUAAACCCGGAUAGAAUAUAUCUAAACCCGGAUAGAAUGUAUCCAAUGAAGAAGCAAAUAUCUAAACCCAGAGAAAUUAUUCAACAGCAGAGUAUAUAUCUAAACCAGGAAAAAUAUACAGUAGGACCCAUAAAACUGUGCAAUAGGAAGACGACUUUUAAGCGUCUUUUGUAUAUUUGAUUUAAUUAUAAAGCAAGUGGUUUUAGCAGUGGCUUGAAAGAUCCACUUAUGUUAUGAAAUGGGUCUGUUUACACUAUACCAUGUGUUUCGGUGGACAAUUUAGAACUAUAACUUCAAUCUAACAGUCAAGGUUAUAAUGCAAUGAAAGUUAUUUCAGAGGUUUACACAUCUUCUGUGCUGUAGUGUACUGUCUCUAGGGGGUAAUGUAAACACAAGAUUGAGGAGACAGGUAGAGAGGGAGGGCGGAGGGUGUAAAGUCUAAUAAAGAGACGAAUAAUAAAAAUGCACAAUAAUUUUUAAAUUUUUUAAAAUGUUGAAGAUUUCUUUGUAAAUG
Messenger RNA from Eurytemora carolleeae, 4527 nucleotides. RefSeq lists its product as uncharacterized. The transcript has 10 exons. Lineage: Eukaryota; Metazoa; Arthropoda; Copepoda; Calanoida; Temoridae. The coding region runs from base 905 to 3337 and encodes 810 amino acids. The record is from RefSeq and is a predicted model, not a curated record. Gene Ontology annotation, cellular component: mitochondrial outer membrane. Gene Ontology annotation, biological process: mitophagy by internal vacuole formation; mitochondrial protein catabolic process.